AUGGAGGUUUGGUCAGCAGGCAAUGUCACUUCAAACACCGAUCUCAUUGGCGCCUGCAUACCAAGAGAAGAAUGUGAUUUUGAGAGAUUAGCCUCCAGUCAGCCUUUCCUCCAACACGUGGGAGUCGACCACCUUCAACUCUUACUGCAAAGUCCAUGGAUAUGUGAUGGAAACAAGACAAUGAAGUUCAAGGCACUCUGCACAUGGUCGCGUGUCUCAACCGUGAAUGCCAAACUCACUAAACGUGAAAGGCACUUCAAGCAUCUCCUGGAGUUGACAACAUGA
Molecule: messenger RNA, 285 nt
Organism: Rodentolepis nana
Lineage: Eukaryota; Metazoa; Platyhelminthes; Cestoda; Cyclophyllidea; Hymenolepididae
Source: the annotation of a GenBank genome assembly